Molecule: messenger RNA, 1870 nt
Organism: Magallana angulata
Lineage: Eukaryota; Metazoa; Mollusca; Bivalvia; Ostreida; Ostreidae
Product: C-C chemokine receptor type 1-like
Exons: 4
Coding region: 579-1712 (377 amino acids)
Biological process (GO): G protein-coupled receptor signaling pathway
Cellular component (GO): plasma membrane
Molecular function (GO): G protein-coupled receptor activity
Source: RefSeq, a predicted model, not a curated record
GUGAUCGGGAUCGGGAUUCAUCAGUCAGUGCGCUUCUCUCCUCCGUUGAACGAUUUCCAGCAUCAUUCAAAUCCAACUCUCCCGUAUCUUAUCUGGAACCGAUAGAAAGGAAGUCAUCGUUCAGGGGUGUCCUCACGAUACGAUCAAAACUCUAAUUACGUGGCACCGAGGCAUCCCACGUAAUAAGAAGUGAGUACUAAAAAGAGGAGGACUCCAAGAGCUCUAAAAAUAAAGAACGUGACGAAUCCACGGACUGAUGUAUGGGACGCCCUGUAGUACUGGGAGUACCCCCCUGAUGUGUGUAACACCCUGUAGUACCGCCAGUAUCUGAUUCACUGUAAAUCCCGUUACUGUCAGGAAGAAGCACCUACAACAUCCCUCCCGGGGGAAUCCCUCUUUCAUCUGAAGUCUUCGUCGUGGUACAUCGGGGAUUUGUCUGGCCAGUGUUAGAGUUUUUAUCACCGAGGAGACAAGAUGGAUGAUUGAGAUUAUCUUUGAUGAGUCAGCUGAACAACUAAGAAGUCCACUUGUGGCCAGUGAUAACCUGUUAGGGGGGAGCAAAUGAAAAGUUUCCGAAAAUGGAAAAUUCAUCAAGAAUGACAAACAACACUGACUUCCGGUGCGCCGUUUCUAAUGGCAGCAUGGAGGCGUACAUCUGUAUCAUCUCUGAGUUUGCGCCAAUGACGAUAUGGUUUGAUCGUUACAUGACCAUAUUCUGGUACUGUGUGGGGAUAACUGGGAAUUCUCUCACCAUUAAAAUAUGGUCAACACGCGUCAGUCGGACCAACAUUUCCGCUCUGUAUCUUAUCGUGCUUGCGAUCACGGACCUGUUUUACCUGUUGUUGCACGUGAUACAGGAGCUGAAGUUUGCCUGGGGCCUCGCUACCAUUGACAUCGAGGGCUGGUGUCAGAUCUACUUUGUUUUUUACAUGUUUGCUAUGUACAUGAGCCCAUUGUUGAUCCUUGGGUUCACCAUUGAACGUUUCUUGUCCAUUAUACACCCUUUCAAAAGUCAGAGGUUUUCCACAACCAAUCGAGGACCGUUUGAGAUAUCUGGUAUUACCGUGCUUGCCCUUCUCCUAGCUCUACCUCAGAUAUUCUGCUGGGAUGUUAUAUACGGCGAGUGUCAAGGACCAAACAGCGACUUUCCUCGCGUGUGGAUGUGGGUCUCCGACAGCCUCGUCUUUGUAAUAUUCCCUGUGACGUCACUCGUUUUGAAUACGCUUGUAAUGAGGGCGGCUUCCAAAGCGGACAAAAUACGGAGAAGUACGGUGCCGCUGUGUCGAGGUCUUUCUACUCCGGAUAAAAACGGACACCAUAGCAAAGCCAAGAGCAGUCCCACUACUUUGACCUUACUGUGUGUCUCCUUUUAUCGAAUUAUUACUGUCAUCCCGGUGUCCAUUCUAUUUGCUCUUCAGGGAGAAUUCAAGUAUGGCAACUUCGAGCUGCCACUGUCGGAGAUCGCGAAGGACCGAGUGUGGAGAAAUCAUCUGUCGUGGUACAAAGCCAAAAAAACCGUGGACGAGAUCGGCUUGUCGCAGUACUGUUGUAACAUAUUUAUCUACCUUGUCACCGCCCACCACUUCCGGCGUGAGAUGAAGAAACUCUUCUAUUUUGUGCCGUUCAUGCGCAGUGAUGAGUUUUCUGAUACCUUUAACACAGCCUCCAUGGAAAUGAGCUUUCUGAAAAACAAACCCAAGGAUGAUGUGUAAUUGCGCGUGAGACUGUUAUGUUAUCGUUACAGUGACGUAGCAAUGAAAGUUUGAUUUUAAUGGUUUGAUAAAUUAUUUAUUUAUUAUAACUAUUUCAUUUGGAAAGGUUAACGUUGGAAUUUUUGAAAAAAUGAUUUAUGUUCACAUGUUUAAAAAAU